Orbicella faveolata is the source of this 627-nucleotide messenger RNA. Its product is annotated as tetratricopeptide repeat protein 28-like. Gene Ontology annotation, molecular function: protein binding. The record is from RefSeq and is a predicted model, not a curated record. NCBI's taxonomy places the organism in Eukaryota, Metazoa, Cnidaria, Anthozoa, Scleractinia, Merulinidae.
UUGUGUGGUAUAUACUAAUAAUAAAUAUAGUCUCCCGAGACCUAGUGAAAAAGCUUUGAGAAAAUUAGUAGACUUGGUAUUUGUUUCCACUGUAAUUUUCGUUUAAUACUGACAGAAGUGGUUGACAUGAAGAAUAUGGACGAAGUUAUACAAGCCAUCUCUAUCGGGCUCAUAGUUGCUUGCUUCCUUCUCAACACCAAUCGAGUUCUAAAGAGCAUCGAAAUAUGCAAGGAAUGCUUGGCCAUCUCGAAACAAAAAGCAGCCAUCAAAAACUAUAAACUAGCCAAAGCAUUGUGCAAGAGGGUGUAUUUGAUAAUGUCGAAUGCUUAUCGUGCUAUCAACGACAACACAAAUGCCAUAAAAUACGCACACGAAAGUGGAGAAAAACUUGAAGAAUGUAUCCUAUGCUUCAAUUUAGGAAGCAUGUAUUUCCGUCAACGUAAAUACGCAGAAGCGAGAGACCUCUACAAGAAAGCGCUCAUAAUCAGUACAGAAAUUGGUGUCAGAAAUGUAGAAGCCGCCUGUGACAGAAACCUUGGAGUUGUGUAUCGAUCAGUUGGCGAAUAUGACAAGGCGAGAGAACAUCUCGAGAAUUCACUUGCGAUCAACAAAGAAAUCGGUGANCAG